Molecule: messenger RNA, 1443 nt
Organism: Nakaseomyces glabratus
Lineage: Eukaryota; Fungi; Ascomycota; Saccharomycetes; Saccharomycetales; Saccharomycetaceae
Gene: CIT3
Product: citrate (Si)-synthase CIT3
Biological process (GO): tricarboxylic acid cycle; carbohydrate metabolic process
Cellular component (GO): mitochondrial matrix
Molecular function (GO): 2-methylcitrate synthase activity
Source: RefSeq, a predicted model, not a curated record
AUGAAAGUCUUGUUAACUCACACAACCAGAAGUCUACAUACUUCUCGGAUAUUGAGUUCCUCAACUGCUUCAAGUUUGAAACAGCGGUUAAAGGAGGUAAUUCCAGAUAAAAGAGAAAAGUUCACUAAAAUAAAGAAGAACUAUUCUGAUGUUAAGGUAGGUGAUAUUACGAUCGGUAGCGUUAUUGGUGGUAUGAGAGGAAAUCAGUCUAUGUUUUGGCAAGGCACCUCGUUGGACCCAGAAGAAGGAAUUAGGUUUCAAGGACUUUCGAUUCCUGAAUGUAUGGACCAAAUGGCUGGUAUCAGUGAAAUACAUGGCGGCUCUAAGAGCUUGUUACCGGAGUCAAUGCUUUGGUUACUAAUGACAGGAGAACUACCAACUAAGGAACAAACUAACUCACUAUCGAAAGAACUAGCUGAACGUGGCAAAAUUUUACCUCAAUCCGUGAACACAAUUGUAAGUAAUUUACCUAAAGAUAUGCAUCCGAUGACUCAAUUAGCUAUUGGCUUAGCGUCAUUGAAUCAAUAUUCGCAGUUUGCCAAAGAAUACGAAAAAGGUUCCAUUGGUAAGAACGAUUAUUGGGAUUUCAUAUAUGAGGAUGUUCUAAACUUAAUUGCUAGUCUACCACAUCUAACAGGCCAAAUUUACGCAAACAUCACAAAUGAAGGUAAGCCACUUGGGGAGUUUAACGAAAAUGCGGAUUGGGCCUACAAUAUUAGUUCUUUGCUUGGAAUGACCACGGAGGCUAGUUCUGCUAAUAAACAAAACCUCUCCGAAAAGCGUGCGCAAGAUUUUGCAGACCUUGUAAGACUGUAUACAGCAAUUCAUGUUGAUCAUGAAGGUGGAAACGUAUCUGCACAUGCCACCCACCUAGUAGGAAGUGCCCUUGGAGAUCCAUUUAUCAGUUAUGCAUCAGGUAUUAUGGGACUUGCAGGACCGUUGCAUGGUCUAGCGGCCCAGGAAGUAGUUCGGUUCUUAGUGGAGAUGAAUGCCUCAAUUUCUUCGCCAGAGAAUGUACCUGAAAUUGAAAAUUAUCUAUGGUCUAUUCUCAAUUCCCGUAGAGUUGUUCCUGGUUAUGGUCAUGCAGUUUUAAGAAAGCCUGACCCCAGAUUCAAUGCUAUGCUAAAUUUCGCAAAAGAAAGACCCGACGAGUUCCAAUCGGACAAGAAUGUACUACUUAUGGAAAACUUAUCCACUAUCGCUCCAAAGGUAUUACAAGAGCAUGGUAAAUGUAAGAAUCCAUUCCCCAAUGUGGACUCAGCGUCAGGUAUACUAUUCCAUCACUACGGAAUUCAAGAGACACUAUUUUUCACAGUAAUAUUUGGCUGUUCUAGGGCAAUUGGUUCUCUAACCCAAUUGGUAUGGGAUAGAAUACUUGGCCUACCUAUCGAAAGACCUCGCAGUCUAGAUAUGGCUGCACUAGAACGCUUGUGUAAUAAGUGA